Molecule: messenger RNA, 1725 nt
Organism: Ceratitis capitata (Mediterranean fruit fly)
Lineage: Eukaryota; Metazoa; Arthropoda; Insecta; Diptera; Tephritidae
Exons: 1
Coding region: 338-1504 (388 amino acids)
Source: RefSeq, a predicted model, not a curated record
AAGCCAAAACAAUAUUCAAAACAGAAUACUCAGUUCGGUGCAGAAAGCAUUGGGGAAGACAACAACAAACAAAACACAAAACAGAAAACCAAACAAUAAACCAAAAUAUUAAAUUUUUAUAUGAAAAUUACGAAAUUCAUAUAGAUUGAGAACACAUAAAGAAAGCCAAAAUAUCAUGCACUUGGCCAAAACAACAAUAGUGAGCGUAAUAUAAAAUCAAUUAAUCGCAUAGCAGAAGCACUGAGUAGAUAAAAAACCGUCAAGCGCAUCGGACAUUUAAACGAAAAACAAAUAGAAAAAGUAAGCCAAUAAACAUAACGGUUUUUAGUUACAUAAAAUGUCGACCGUCGCGACAAUGACCAACACCUAUUUUUGGCUUUAUACCGUUGGUUUACUGUUAGUCUGGCUCAUAGUUAUAGCCACAGCGACACCGCAGCAGCCGAAAUCCACCUCAAUGGCCAAAAUUUGGGGCAAAAAUGUGGCACAGGAGCAACGUCUGGAAGGCAGUUGUAAAUCACUCUGUGAACAAUGCGGUUGUAUUGGUUUCUAUUGCGGUGAGCAGUGUUUGUGUGAAUAUGAUAAGUACGCUGGUAAUCGCGGUGAGGGCCAAAAACGGAAAAGUAUUCGUGCGCGCUCCGAAGGUGAGUGCAUUGCCGCAAUGCAACGAAAAGCACGCACACAACGAUUACCAUUCGAAGUGCUUAUACAAGGACCAACUAAUGAACGCUUCAUACGUACCGCUAUGCAAUUUGAAAUGGAAAAGGCGCGCGCUGCAGCCACCCAAAUAGACACACAGCAAAAACGUUCCACCAUCGCUAUUUAUCAACCAUAUACGCCGACGAAACGCAACACCCUGCUGCCGGCUAGUGAGGGACGUAAAGAAUUGACAGCCAACGGCGCUCGCACGCGACGCGGUACAGAUCAUCUCGAUUGGUUUAGUGAUUUUGCAAACACUUUAGUUCGUCCCGCACCGCUACGCAAAACCGACGACAGCAGCAGCGGCAAUAAGAAGCGUGAAGCACAAGAGAACGAAGAUGACUCGGCAGCCGAAAAACCCGAUGCUUGGUUUAGCGAUCACCCCACGCGUCUGUUGCGUCCCUCACCAAUUUUUCGCCGUCAGAAAUCACCACCGAAGUCCGGAAGUGAUGAAUCGGUAAAUGAGACGUCCAAAUCACAGGAAGAGUCAAUGCCAGCAGUUAGCAAUUUAAUCAAGGAUACCAUUAGAAAUAUAAAGGAAUCAGAGAUUGGUGAAAAUUUACGCGCAGGCUUACGUGACGGCACCGAUCUUUUACAUAAUACUUUUCAAGGCACUAACUUGGAGCUGUUUCCAAAGGGUUUCCGUAAUGACUUUGCCGAGGUAUUCGACACGUGGCUGAAGAAUCAACAAGUCCCCGAGAAAAGCAUAGAGGUACCUGCGGUGCCAGCGCGUACAUCACAGAAUGUGCUGUUGCCAUGGUUCCGUCCGGUGCGUUUCCUUGAACGUGUGCAACAGGCGCUCAACUGAGUGGGACACAAAACAUACAUAACAUCACGAUAUAGACAAUAGAUAUACAUAUAUAUAUAUAUAUACAUAUAAUAUUAUUUAUUAGAAUAUUGUAAAUCUAUAUUUUUAUUCAUAUAAUGGAUAACUAAGUAUGUACAUACAUAUAUUUAGAGUCAUAGUAAGGAAUGUAUCUAAAGAGGUCAUCUGUACGUUAAGAACUUUCAAUAAAGCUUUUAAGUAUA